AUGGAGAAUUAUGCGCCAGUAACAUGGAACUUACUCGACAGCAUGCUGUCUGCGAGAACACAAUCUAAUACAACAAUUGGGAGAGAUCAUGAUGGUGACGUCAUCAUGGAAACUAGCAAUAGUGAUGAAGAGGCUUACUGGGAGGAAGUUGGGGAAGGAGAUCUCGAGGGAUCGUUGAUAUCAAGCCUUGCCAACAACACGGAAUCUGAGAGAACCAAAUUGCAAAAACAACGGGCAGCAAAGACCUUGCUUAAAAAAAUCACCGUUCUGAGCAUUAUGAUGAGAAGCACAAAUCAGCGUUCAAAUACCUUGCAAAGUCUACUCGGGAUGUUCCUACAAUCAACGCACACACCACAAAAAGUCAUCGAAACACUGGAGCGGAUGGGUAUAUCAGUGUCCGUAAAUGCUAUUCUUUCCGGGACGCAAUCGUUAGCAGCGCAAACCCACCAACAUCUCCGGUCACUCAGUCGGUCACUUCUUGCGGCAUAUGCCUAUGACAACUUUGACGUAGACCUGAAAACCCAUGAGCACAAGAUCGAAAACUCAAUGGAAACUCUCAAGCAUCUAACAUCAGGUCUGAUGUUCCCACUGCAGCACAACGUCUCCAAGGAAGACCUUAGGUGUUCCGAAGUGUUGUGGAAGAUGUCGCCAUUUAAUACUCGAGCAGAGCUACCACCAAAGAAGGGAUGGGCGGAUCUGCUCAUUCUUCACAUGGACACACCUGAUGACACAGGUCUUAGCCGCCGUGAUAGAUUUAAUUCAUGGAAGUUUCUCUCGGACCUCAUCUCAUAUGGCCCUCCAUACUUUUCUCAAUUCUGCGACAAACUUCAUGAACCCGAGACCAUUGAAGCCAUCCCCAUCACCAGAAUGCCGAUUGUUGCUACAUCUGCAAUGGAUAUCAGUAAUUCUACCGUCACAGGCAAUAUACAAAGCAUUGUUAACCUGCUUCAGCAGGGCGGAAUUGAAGAUCCUGUGGUUGUUGAUGAUCCUGGCAUGCCUGACAUCUCAGAGUACGUGGUUCUCUUCCACGGUGACCUUGGGACAGGGGAACGUCUUCAAUCUGCCCAGCAGCGUCGAGGAAUUGAAAACACACCGUGGAACCGCUUACAACACAUUAUAUUCAUCCCCGGCCUUUUCCAUUUGAAGAUGGCAGCCGCGGACACAAUCUGGCGGAUAUUCCUGCAGCCAAAUAUAGGUAUCUUGCGACCAAAGGAAACUGGCCACUAUGGGUCCAAGCCGGGGUUCCGUCGUAUGCAUGAACUAAUCAUGUACAACGGUAUAUGUCGUCGCCUUGAUUGUUGGAGAGUCGAGGUUGCGAAACGUGACCCAAAGUGGACAAGUCUGGAGGAAUUCGCAGCAUCAAAACCAACUUUUGACAACAUCGAAGCAAUGGCACGCACCCUCGCUCGUAACUACAUUGCAGAUGCGCAACAUGAGAAUGGACUCCUCUUGAACAGGUACAUGCUUUUAUACGAGGAGCUGUCAUAUGCGAUGAAUACUGGAGACAUUGGAAGGGUCGAGACUUGCCUUUUUACAUGGAUCCCCAUGUUUAAGGCUACAGGAAAACACAAAUACGUGAACACUAUGACAGACUUCUUGUGCAAAGUACACUUCGUGUAUCCUGAAGGAUUGAAACGAGCCGUUCGCUACCACAUCAUGGUCAAUCCAACCGGGAAGAAAGGAAAAUUUUGGGGAGUUGACUGGUGCGUCGAGUUGAACAACCUUUUCACAAAGGUGCGCAUACCUCGUCAUCAUUACAAAUGCGAGAUUAUAAUGGAAUCCCCACUCAUCCAGAUAUACCGGAAUUUGCAUACAAUGUUCCAGAAUGACUUCCUGCAUGCUCACCAAACUACGAAACACGCAGAAGCGAAUAUGUCGAAAAUGUUCCAAAUCCUAUGCGGACACAUGGCAAAACACUCUGGACAGGAGUUGAUGGCAAAGAGUAGCAUCGAUAAUGAAGACGGAGGGGAAGGUGAGGAUGAGUGUCCAUCAGUUGACGAUGUUGCUGUUGAAUUAGUCUGGCAGUAG
Messenger RNA from Suillus fuscotomentosus, 2028 nucleotides. RefSeq lists its product as uncharacterized. Bases 1 to 2028 code for a protein of 675 amino acids. The record is from RefSeq and is a predicted model, not a curated record. NCBI's taxonomy places the organism in Eukaryota, Fungi, Basidiomycota, Agaricomycetes, Boletales, Suillaceae. The transcript has 7 exons.